Messenger RNA from Tachyglossus aculeatus (Australian echidna), 1881 nucleotides. It is a transcript of the gene NMNAT1, whose product is annotated as nicotinamide nucleotide adenylyltransferase 1. Gene Ontology annotation, biological process: NAD+ biosynthetic process. The record is from RefSeq and is a predicted model, not a curated record. Gene Ontology annotation, molecular function: nicotinate-nucleotide adenylyltransferase activity; nicotinamide-nucleotide adenylyltransferase activity. Lineage: Eukaryota; Metazoa; Chordata; Mammalia; Monotremata; Tachyglossidae. The transcript has 6 exons. The coding region runs from base 147 to 1148 and encodes 333 amino acids.
CCCGCGGGCCCAGGGUUCCGGCCUGCGGCUGGGCCCGGCCCGGGGGGGGGCAAUCCCGCUCCUUCUCCCCGUGGAGGUGCUGUGGCUGUUUGCGGUGUGGCCGUUUGAUAUCGUGAAGCAACUGACUCCUUUGCCUCAGUGACCGGAUGAUUCGUUUACAGAGGCUUGCAACACAAUUCAAGUUGAGUCUAUUUAAAACCUGCAGCUGUGACACCAAGGUUUUCCAGUUGGACCAGCGGCGACAAGGACAGACCAUGGAAGAUUCGGACAAGACAGAAGUCAUCCUCCUAGCCUGCGGCUCCUUCAACCCGAUCACUAAUAUGCACCUCCGACUGUUCGAGUUGGCCAAGGACUACAUGAACGAAACAGGAAAGUACAGAGUUGUUAAAGGCAUCAUUUCCCCAGUGGGGGAUGCUUACAAGAAGAAAGGACUCAUCAGUGCCCACCACCGGGUAACCAUGAUCCAGCUUGCCACCCAAACUUCAAAGUGGGUGGAAGUGGAUGACUGGGAGAGUCGUCAGAACGAAUGGAUAGAGACGGCAAAAGUGCUCCGCCACCAUCACCAGAACCUGGCGACUAGCAAUGGCAAUGAUAGCCCGCAGGACUCAGCUCCUCUGACCAAACAUGGCAGGAAGAGGAAGUGGUCAGAAGACAGCCAAGACUCUAGGGAGAAGAAUCCACGCAGUCGGGAAAACAAAGGAGGUUUAGAGCUGAAAUUACUCUGCGGGGCAGACUUCCUGGAGUCCUUCGGGAUCCCCAACUUGUGGAAGAAAGAGGACAUCACCGAAAUCGUGUCAAACUACGGAGUCGUAUGUGUCACGCGGGCGGGGAACGACGUGGAGAAAUUCAUCUACGAGUCGGACCUGCUGUGGCGACACAGGAGCAACAUCCACCUGGUGAACGAGUGGAUUCCCAACGACAUCUCGUCCACCAAGAUCCGCCGAGCCCUCCGCAGGGGCCUGAGCAUCCACUACCUGGUCCCGGAUCCCGUGCGGGAGUACAUCGAGAAGCACGGCCUGUAUAGUUCCGAAAGCGAAGAUAGGAAUGCCGGGGUCAUCCUGGCCCCUCUGCAGAAGCACUCCCAAGGAGCCAGGCAGCGAGAGAUUCUGGAGCCUGGCCUGCCGGCCUCCGCCCAAGGCGUAAAGUGACCCGAGGUUGUCGCAGCCUCAAACAUCUGAGUGGCAAUUUGAUCAACCGAUUCACAAAUGAGAGCAAACAAAGCGGUGGUAGGUUAGAAGCAAAUUUCGCUUGGUUUCUUUUCGAUCCAAAUAUUUUGUUUGGUCUGAUACCAGGGAAAAUAUUGUGUGUGUGAAUGAUUUUUUUUUUUCCUUCAUCUUAAUGAAAAACACAGUUUCACUUGAUUGUAAAAGGCCUCACAGCUUCAGCGCCCUUAGACGCAGUGAGACUGGGAACUGAGCGGCCUGGUUUGGCUAUACAAGCUGUGAAAACCAUGAAAAGUGAGCCCCCUGACCCAUUUCAAAUUCCGCCAGUUUUACCAACCCGAGAAGUUGUUCACGACCAAAAGAGAAAAGGUAUUCACCAGCAAUUUUGGGAGGCCUACUCCAUUGACUAUCCAUGAUUGCCAAAAGGAAAUCUAAAAGCGUUUGUAAGGGUUUUUAAUCUUCAGAGAAGGUUUUAAAGACCUUAUUAGCUGCACCUCACACCCUCAGCACACUGAGCCUUUUUGAUGAACAGAUGAAACUUUCCUCAUCUGUAUUACCAGCCUGAAAGAGUACGGAGAAAGAAGGCCAUUUUUCCAGGACUUCUCCCCUCAUGUAUUUGAGAAAAUCAGAUUGGUCGGAGGAAUUAAGAAGUCGGAAAAAUGUCUCUGUGGGACAGAGUUUGGGCUUUGUUGACAAUAAAGCGGUACGUUUCAAAGGC